Carassius carassius (crucian carp) is the source of this 2185-nucleotide messenger RNA. RefSeq names its product 5'-AMP-activated protein kinase subunit gamma-2-like. The transcript is spliced from 15 exons. Bases 840 to 2108 code for a protein of 422 amino acids. Lineage: Eukaryota; Metazoa; Chordata; Actinopteri; Cypriniformes; Cyprinidae. The record is from RefSeq and is a predicted model, not a curated record.
AGAGAGAGAGAGAUGGAUGGAUGUAAUCUUGGCUGUUCUCUUGGAAAUAUAUUCUUACCUCAUUGGCUUGCUGAUGGUAUCUUGGACUCUGCAGGCAGUGCUACAUUUCACUCUCCUCUUAUCGACUCAUCAAAGCAGAAACUCAAUAAGUUUCCUCCACACACCACUCUGGGAGAGCAAGCUGCUUCCUUAAGGCUUUGCAACCGAAUCUAGCCAGGGUAGAGGACGGCACUCAGAAGUGGGUCACGUUCAAACAACAGGGAGCUAAAGCGAUCACAAAAAUACAAUUAGAGGGCCCACAAUAAGAUUGAUUUUCUCAUUUAACGGGCAACUAAUGUGCAGCACGAAUCCAAAACGGACAGGCCAAUUACUAAGGCGAUUGCCAUGAUAAACACUUAGGGGAAAUUCGACAAAUGUGGCACGUUUGGGCCUUUGCCCAUGUAUUGGAAGAAUCGUGUAGCCUCAGUAACCGAAUAAACACAUCCAGAGUGGUGUUGUUUAUGCUGGUCUUUUACUGUGAUCUGACUGCAGUAUGGAGGGCAGAGCCUGGAGGAAUCACAGCAUGAAAUCUGCAGCCUGCAACAGUAGAUGAAGUGUAAAAUGAGGUGAUAAAACGCUGCUCUCCACACUGCCUGCGGUUCAGACCUUAUGGUCCCUUCUAUUUCUGUAGGCAUGGAUCAGAAUUACGACAGGUACAGCCUAACCUUUAAGUGACAGGUGGAUCUAAAUCAUCCUUCGUGGGCAGAGAAUGGAAUACACCUCUGGUAUCUCCUCAUCACCCACCACUCCAACACAACUGACCAAGCAGACUUCGGCGUUUCUUCUCGAAGCCAGUCGGAAUGACACCGUGCACCGUUCCUCCUCCUCCCCCCUCGACACAGGACAGCACCACAGCCCGCCUGCUGCAAAACCACCGCCCUCUCCCUGCUCAGCACCUAUAUCUACCUCACAUAUGGUCCACGGUUUGUUUGAAGACAUGCUGGAGAAACUCGAUCUCGAGGAUGAAGGAAUCACUGGAUAUCCCAGUAAUGUAUCGGGAUCCCCAUUCUCCUUUCGUCAUUUCUAACCUGUUGGGUGUACAGUACAUGCGUCAGAUGAUGCUAUUGGCUGGAGAGCGUCUCACCCACGUCAAGGAGUCCCUCAGGGCUGUCGAACAAUCUGAGAGUGACAUUUACAUGCGAUUUAUGAAGUCACAUAAGUGCUAUGACAUCGUCCCUACCAGCUCCAAGCUCGUGGUCUUUGACACAACGCUGCAGGUAAAAAAGGCCUUUUUUGCCUUGGUGGCCAAUGGGGUCCGAGCUGCCCCUCUGUGGGAGACCAAGAAACAGAGUUUUGUGGGCAUGCUAACCAUCACAGACUUCAUCAACAUACUUCACAGAUACUACAAAUCACCCAUGGUACAAAUCUAUGAGCUUGAGGAGCAUAAAAUUGAGACGUGGAGAGAGCUCUAUCUACAGGAAACAUUUAAGCCUUUAGUGAACAUAUUUCCAGAUGCAAGCAUAUUUGAUGCGGUGUAUUCACUGAUCAAAAACAAGAUCCACCGGUUACCCGUCAUCGACCCGGUCAGUGGAAAUGCACUUUACAUUUUGACGCACAAAAGGAUCCUGAAAUUCCUUCAGCUGUUUGUGUGUGAGAUGCCAAAGCCCGCCUUUAUGAAGCAGACACUGGAUGAGCUGAGCAUCGGGACCUACAGCAACAUCGCCUUCAUCCACCCCGACACGCCAAUCAUCAAAGCACUCAGCAUCUUUGUGGAGAGGAGAGUGUCAGCACUGCCUGUGGUGGACGAGUCAGGAAAAGUUGUAGAUAUUUAUUCAAAAUUUGAUGUCAUUAAUCUUGCUGCUGAAAAGACGUACAACAACCUGGACAUUAGCGUGACACAGGCACUGAUGCACAGGUCACAGUACUUUGAAGGGGUCAUGAAAUGCAACAGAUUUGAGACACUGGAAACGAUAGUAGAUCGGAUAGUCAAGGCUGAGGUGCACAGACUGGUGGUGGUGGAUGAGAAUGGCAGCAUCGUGGGCAUCGUCUCUCUGUCGGACAUCCUCCAGGCACUUGUUCUCAACCCCGCAGGUAUGACCAGGAAAGAGAGCGAAGCAGAGACGGAGUGAUGCUUCUUGUGGAGAUUACUGGGUCAUGUGACGUUGCUGUAAGAGACUGACGUGGAAGCAGAGACCACAAGAGUGGA